Molecule: messenger RNA, 748 nt
Organism: Nerophis ophidion (straightnose pipefish)
Lineage: Eukaryota; Metazoa; Chordata; Actinopteri; Syngnathiformes; Syngnathidae
Exons: 3
Coding region: 18-443 (141 amino acids)
Biological process (GO): endosome to lysosome transport; protein modification process; protein transport
Cellular component (GO): ESCRT I complex
Molecular function (GO): ubiquitin binding
Source: RefSeq, a predicted model, not a curated record
CAGCACCGUUGGGACACAUGGUCAAUGGAGGUUGGCGUCCAUUGCAAAAGAGUGGAGUUCAGCAGUCCAACUGCUUCCGGAAAGAAGCUGUUAAUCAGUUCGGUGGUCAGUCAGCCCCCAUCUGCUACGUCAGACCCACGAGUGAGAUGAUGAUCCUGCAAGGACACCACGUGUCCAGCAAUGGCGGGGUCCGGCUUCCCUACCUGCAGGACUGGAAGCAGGGGGAGUGUGACCUGGUCAGCCUCCUACAAGUGAUGGCUGCCACGUUUGGAGACCUUCCUCCUAUUUGUAUGCAACCUCCCCCACAGCCUGAACAAGCCUCAUGUUGGCUGCAGUUCCACAGGCAAACACAAGUGCUUCACAAGGCGGACGGUCGUUUAUAUUUGUCUUUAUGCACAGAAGACGGUCAGCAUGUCGUACAAGAGAACGAAACCAACUGUUAAUGGCUGCUGAUAUUGAUUUGUUGCUUGUAAAAUAUAUAUUGUGCACAGUGUCGCCUGGCAGGGAUUGACUGUUGUAUCAGUGAUUGAUUAGUUAUGUCAGCAUUGUUUUUAUAUGCAUUUUAUAAAUUACUUGCUAUAUUAAGGUCAUGUUGGUGUGAUGAAAUCUGCAUGCUUUGAAAGUACACUAUUGCCUGAUUUAGAUACAUAUUUGUUUUUUUUAAAACAACACAUUUGCUGACUUUAAAUGCCAUGUAAGACCAAGAUAAUGCUGUAAAGCAUAUCUAUACAGAGAAAUAAAAGGAUGC